AUGUGCGCGUGUUUUCGAAACGCGUUUGAUGGCAACGCGGAGGAGGGGUCUGUCGUCGCCGUGAGUUUGGCGUUGUACAGGUCUCCCAGAAACGUCUGCACGCUAGUGGCGUUGAAGUGCUGCCACCAGUCGUCGUUGGAAGUGCUUGGCGACAAUGUGGCCAAGUACAGCACGGAGCAGCUCCUCCUCCGGUCGCAGCUGGGUCCUCUAUCUGUCAUCGGCAUCUUUUGA
Messenger RNA from Aphanomyces astaci, 231 nucleotides. RefSeq lists its product as hypothetical. Bases 1 to 231 code for a protein of 76 amino acids. The record is from RefSeq and is a predicted model, not a curated record. The transcript has a single exon. NCBI's taxonomy places the organism in Eukaryota, Oomycota, Saprolegniomycetes, Saprolegniales, Verrucalvaceae.